AUUUCAUUUCCGAGUCCUCAUCUAGUAAUUUCAAGUGUUCCUAGUUUGCUAUUCGAUAGCACAUUGUAUAUGUUAUGUUUAAGUAAUAUAUUGUUAUAAAUUGUUAUAAUAAAAAUUAAAUAAAGAUUAAGGCAGACUUUAGAAAAAUGUCCAGGCGUCCGGAACAUUUAGCACCUCCUGAAGUGUUUUACAAUGAAGAAGAAGCACGAAAAUAUACACAAAGUUCACGUAUUAUGGAUAUUCAAGUGCAAAUGUGUGAGCGAGCUGUAGAAUUAUUAUUAUUGUCAGAAGAUGCACCAGCAUUAUUAUUAGAUAUUGGUUGUGGUUCAGGACUUAGUGGUAGUGUAUUGGAGGAUGAAGGACAUACUUGGAUUGGGAUUGAUAUUUCUUCUGCUAUGCUUGGCGUUGCUCAAGAAAGAGAAACAGAUGGAGAUUUAAUUUUGGGAGACAUGGGUCAAGGUAUGCCAUUUAGAGCUGGAAGUUUUGAUGGCGCAGUGAGUAUCUCUGCAUUGCAAUGGCUAUGUAAUGCAGAUAAAGCUACUCACAAUCCUAACAAGAGACUAUAUUGUUUUUUCUCUACACUUUAUUCUUGUCUUACAAGAUCUGCAAGAGCAGUUCUUCAAUUUUAUCCGGAGAAUAAUGAACAAAUUGAAAUAGUAAUGAGACAAGCUACAAAAGCUGGAUUUUUUGGCGGUAUGGUCGUCGAUUUUCCUAAUAGUACAAAAGCAAAAAAGUUCUUUUUAGUUCUAAUGACAGGAGGACCAGCUGCGCUUCCACAAGCUUUAGGUACAAAUGAAGAAAAUUCGAAUAUUAUCUAUACAUCGAAAAGAGAGCAUAUUAAAAAAGCAAGAGGCAAACCUUUAAAAAAAAGCAGAGAUUGGAUUGCAGAAAAAAAGGAAAGACGUAGAAAACAAGGUAAACUAGUCUGUGCAGAUUCUAAGUACUCUGGCAGAAGAAGAAGUGGUCGUCUUUGAUAAACAAGUUUUUUCGAAUAAUACCAUCGUUCUGUGAGAAAAACUGCUCAAACAUAUAUUUACAAUAAUCAUAAUAAAUCAUCAGAAUGUACAUAUACAUUACAGGGAUUAUAGAAGAAAUUUGACCAAUUUGGAUCUGUUUGCAUAUAUCGAAAUACAAAUAAUUCCAUCAAACACAAACGCAUGAUUAAUUUGCAAAUAUAUUCUCGUGUUUCUAAAUCCAUUUCAGCACACUUAUCUACAGGUAUACCAUCCACUAGUUCUGUUGUAAAUACCUGAUUCGUUGAAAGUUCAUCUAAAAAUUAUGAUUUCUAAGAUUAUGACUACUUAUUAUAUAAUGAUUAUUUAUUAAAUAAAUUUUUACCUAUAACUUUUGGUAUAUAAUAAUCAUUGUAAGGACUCAUAAGCUCUUUAUAUUUUUUUGUACAUUCUGCUUCUCUUUGAUAAUCCACUUCCCAAGCAAGUUCACGUUGCGCUACUUCAACUAAAUUGUCAAUAAACAUGCCCUCUGGAAACAUAUUCCACACCUACGAAAAUUUAUAUACAUUAAAGAUUGUUAAGAAAUAUUAA
This is a messenger RNA of Vespula pensylvanica (western yellowjacket), 1544 nucleotides long. RefSeq names its product probable 18S rRNA (guanine-N(7))-methyltransferase. Gene Ontology annotation, cellular component: nucleolus. NCBI's taxonomy places the organism in Eukaryota, Metazoa, Arthropoda, Insecta, Hymenoptera, Vespidae. Gene Ontology annotation, molecular function: rRNA (guanine) methyltransferase activity. The transcript is spliced from 6 exons. Gene Ontology annotation, biological process: rRNA (guanine-N7)-methylation. The record is from RefSeq and is a predicted model, not a curated record. Bases 147 to 974 code for a protein of 275 amino acids.